Molecule: messenger RNA, 2458 nt
Organism: Hemibagrus wyckioides
Lineage: Eukaryota; Metazoa; Chordata; Actinopteri; Siluriformes; Bagridae
Gene: tubg1
Product: tubulin, gamma 1
Exons: 11
Coding region: 115-1470 (451 amino acids)
Biological process (GO): microtubule nucleation; meiotic spindle organization; cytoplasmic microtubule organization
Cellular component (GO): nucleus; microtubule; cytoplasm
Molecular function (GO): GTP binding; structural constituent of cytoskeleton
Source: RefSeq, a predicted model, not a curated record
CAGUGAGUCCCACCGUUAUGCGGUAUUUUGUGUGUUGAAGCGGGAAGAUUCAGUGACGGAGCUGAGGGCGCUUCUUCCGACAACACUUCUACAGGAAUCAGCCACAAGCACACCAUGCCUCGGGAGAUUAUAACGCUGCAGUUGGGGCAGUGUGGAAAUCAGAUCGGCUUCGAGUUCUGGAAACAGCUGUGUGCUGAACAUGGCAUCAGCCCAGAGGGCAUUGUUGAGGAGUUUGCCACCGAAGGCACGGACCGUAAAGAUGUGUUCUUCUAUCAGGCGGACGACGAGCAUUACAUCCCCCGAGCCGUGCUCCUGGACCUGGAGCCUCGAGUCAUCCACACCAUCCUGAACUCGCCCUACGCUAACCUGUACAACCCCGAGAACAUCUACCUCUCAGAGCACGGAGGAGGGGCAGGAAACAACUGGGCCAGCGGCUUCUCUCAGGGCGAGAAGAUCCACGAGGACAUCUUUGACAUCAUCGAUAGAGAGGCAGACGGCAGUGACAGUCUGGAGGGAUUUGUGCUGUGUCACUCUAUCGCUGGAGGCACAGGAUCUGGUCUCGGCUCCUACCUGCUGGAAAAACUCAAUGACAGAUAUCCUAAGAAGUUGGUGCAGACCUACUCUGUGUUUCCCAACCAGGAUGAGAUGAGUGAUGUGGUGGUGCAGCCCUACAACUCCCUGCUCACCCUCAAGAGACUGACCCAGAACGCAGACUGUGUGGUGGUGCUGGAUAACACGGCUCUGAACCGGAUCGCCACAGACAGACUGCACAUCCAGAACCCCUCGUUCUCUCAGAUCAACCAACUGGUCUCCACCAUCAUGUCUGCCAGCACCACAACGCUGCGUUACCCUGGAUACAUGAACAACGAUCUGAUUGGCCUGAUCGCCUCACUCAUCCCCACUCCCCGCCUCCACUUCCUCAUGACCGGAUACACACCACUCACCACUGACCAGUCAGUGGUGAGUGUGAGGAAGACGACGGUCCUGGAUGUGAUGAGGAGACUCCUGCAGCCUAAGAACGUCAUGGUGUCCACGGGCCGAGACCGUCAGACCAACCACUGUUACAUCGCCAUCCUCAACAUCAUCCAGGGAGAGGUGGAUCCAACACAGGUCCACAAGAGCCUCCAGAGAAUCCGAGAAAGGAAGUUGGCUAAUUUUAUCCCGUGGGGUCCUGCUAGCAUUCAGGUAGCGCUCUCGCGCAAGUCCCCAUACCUGCCAUCAGCUCACCGUGUCAGCGGCCUCAUGAUGGCCAAUCACACCAGCAUCUCCUCGCUGUUCGAGAGGACGUGCCGUCAGUACGACAAGCUGCGCAAGCGCGAGGCUUUCCUGGAGCAGUUCCGCAAGGAGGACAUGUUCAAGGAGAACUUCGACGAGCUGGACAAUUCACGCGAGGUGGUGCAGCACCUGAUUGACGAAUACAGCGCCGCAACACGGCCCGACUACAUCUCCUGGGGAGCACAGGAGCAGUAACACACACACACACACAGGGCCUGGACUCAAUUGUUUGUCUGCAUUGAAUUGUUUUGGUGUGUGCAAAUAUCAGUAUCUCUCGCGCUCUCUCUUAGUCUCUCUUCCUUUUUUAGUCUCUCUCUCUCUCUCUCUCUCUUAGGCUCUCUCUCUCUUCCUUUUUUAGUCUCUCUGUCUCUCUCUCUUAGUCUCUCUCUCUCUCUCUCUCUCCUUUAUUUUUCUUGCUCAGUCUGUUGUUAAAACCUUUAUCCAUCACUCCUUAAUUUUAUCACACACUCUUGCUGUCAAGACCACACACACACAGGGUCCUGAGUAAGCAGAUAAGGCAGGGUGGUCUCGCAGUGCUGGCGCUCUGAAAGCAGCUCUGGAGGAAAAACAGAGACGAAAGGGUGGAGCGGAAAAAUGAUAAGGCUGAUCGAGAGAAAAGGCCAAAGACAAAAUAGAUCCAUGAUUGCACUUUCCUGUUUAAAUCCCUCUCACACACAUACACACACACAUACACAUACACACACACACACACACACUUUCCCUUGAUGAAGCUGUGCUGUGGCUUUUUAGGGAUUGAUCAUUUAAUCAUCUCUGAAGCUCAAAGCUUUUAACAAGACAAUUCAUCUCGCUGAUAAUCAGGAAUAAAACCACAUCCCUCUCAGCGCUGUCCAGAAGACUAUCCCUGACCCAAUCCUGUAAAAUCCACUUCUUAGGUGUUUAGAAUCCUCAGCUGAUCUGAGAACAGUGUGUGUGUGUUCAUAAAUCCUGACCACGGUGAACACAGAAUCCUGCACACUGUAGUGUUUCAUCCCCCUGAACACUCUGACUCUGAUGAAGUAGGAAGAAACACUGUCUUUCUGAAAGCGUGACUGAUUCCUUGGUCAGGUUUCUAUUUUUUUGUCCUUUCCUGUGCUCUUACACAGUGCUGUCAGAGCUGCUCCUGCACACUGUUUUCUACUGUAAAUAGUUUGUGUUCACUUAAAUAAAUGAUUUUCUAAAACAA